This is a messenger RNA of Lutzomyia longipalpis, 2865 nucleotides long. RefSeq names its product DNA replication licensing factor Mcm2 (gene Mcm2). The transcript is spliced from 3 exons. Lineage: Eukaryota; Metazoa; Arthropoda; Insecta; Diptera; Psychodidae. Gene Ontology annotation, biological process: DNA replication; mitotic DNA replication initiation; double-strand break repair via break-induced replication. The record is from RefSeq and is a predicted model, not a curated record. Bases 116 to 2782 code for a protein of 888 amino acids. Gene Ontology annotation, cellular component: nucleus; MCM complex. Gene Ontology annotation, molecular function: 3'-5' DNA helicase activity; ATP hydrolysis activity; single-stranded DNA helicase activity.
GGGAUAAAUUCGCGCGGGAAAAUUAUUGAGAGGCUUUGUGGUGUUUUUGUUGUGCUGUGUUGUUUUCUAUUUUUUAUAGUUUUCCACAUUUUUCUACGUUCAAUUUGCACAAAAUAUGUCGGAAACAGAUUCCCCCAUUCCACCAACCCCCAGUGAUGUGGACAAUGAGGAUCAGCGUCAGAUACGGGAGGUAUUGGAAUCCCCCGUGGAGGAAUUUGAGAACGCCGUUGAUCUCCUGGGCGAAGGAAUCGUCCACGAGGAUGAAGAAGAGGAAGGAGAGGAGCUCUUUGGGGACGGCAUGGAGAAUGAUUAUCGGCCAAUCCCUGAGCUAGAUCGCUAUGAAGGAGCUGAUUUGGAUGAUGAGGAUGCGUACAGCGUGAUCUCAGCUGCAGAUCGUCGAGCAGCUGAAGAGGAGAUGAGACGCCGCGAUCGUGCCUUGGGGAUCGUACGAGACGACCGUGAUUUGCUCUAUGAUCGCAGUGAUGAUGAAGAUGACAUCCCACGGGCCAAGAGACGUGCUGCAGAGAAGGCAGCAAUGGGUGGGGAGCUGGAAGAUGAGGAAAUGGUGGAAUCCAUUGAGAAUCUCGAGGACACCAAAGGGCAUUCAACGAAGGAAUGGGUUUCCAUGCUUGCACCCCGUACGGAGAUUACAAAUCGCUUCAAGAACUUCCUGAGGACAUUUGUGGAUGAGGGUGGUCAUCUGAAGUAUAGAGAACGCAUUAGGAGGAUGUGCGAACAGAAUCAAUCGAGCUUUGUUGUCUCCUAUCCCGAUUUGGCUAAGAAGGAACACGUCCUGGCGUACUUCCUUCCCGAAGCUCCCUUCCAGAUGUUUGAGAUCUUCGAUAAAGUUGCCAAGGAUAUGGUUCUCAGCAUCUAUCCAACGUAUGAGCGUGUCACCAAUGAGAUUCACGUGAGAAUCUCUGAUCUUCCACUCGUGGAGGAGCUUCGGACCUUCCGGAAGUUGCAUUUGAAUCAAUUGGUGCGUACUCUGGGUGUCGUAACGGCAACAACAGGAGUCAUGCCGCAGCUCUCCGUCAUUAAGUAUGAUUGUGUCAAAUGUGGCUACAUCCUGGGCCCAUUUGUGCAAUCCCAGAAUGCCGAAGUGAAACCCGGAUCGUGCCCAGAGUGUCAGAGUUCUGGACCCUUUUCCAUCAACAUGGAACAGACACUGUACAGAAACUACCAGAAGAUCACACUGCAUGAAUCUCCGGGACGAAUUCCUGCCGGAAGAAUUCCCAGGAGUAAGGAUUGCAUCCUCCUGGCUGAUUUGUGUGACUCCUGCAAGCCGGGGGAUGAAAUUGAAAUUACCGGCAUCUAUACAAAUAACUACGAUGGCUCCUUGAAUACAGAUCAGGGAUUUCCGGUAUUUGCCACCGUGAUCCUCGUUAAUCAUAUUGUCGUGAAGGAUUCCAAGCAAGUUGUGCAGUCCCUGACGGAUGAGGAUAUCCUUGUGAUUCAGAAGCUGAGCAAAGAUCCCAAAAUUGGUGAUCGAAUUGUAGCCAGCAUGGCACCAUCCAUCUAUGGGCAUGAUUUCAUCAAGAGAAGUCUGGCUCUGGCUCUCUUUGGGGGUGAAGCCAAAAAUGCCGGGGAGAAGCAUAAAAUCCGUGGGGAUAUAAAUGUUCUCAUCUGUGGCGAUCCGGGUACGGCAAAAUCUCAAUUUUUGAAGUACAUCGAAAAGAUUGCCCCCAGGGCGGUGUUCACAACGGGUCAGGGAGCUUCAGCUGUGGGUCUCACAGCCUACGUCCGUCGCAAUCCCACAUCGCGUGAAUGGACCCUCGAGGCUGGAGCUCUCGUGCUGGCAGAUCAGGGUGUCUGCCUGAUUGAUGAGUUCGACAAGAUGAACGAUCAAGACCGCACGUCCAUUCACGAGGCAAUGGAACAGCAAUCCAUUUCAAUCUCCAAAGUGGGCAUCGUUACGUCCCUUCAGGCACGCUGUGCCGUCAUUGCGGCUGCCAAUCCAAUUGGUGGACGUUACGACUCCAGUAUGACCUUCACGGAGAAUGUGAAUCUCUCUGAGCCAAUCCUGUCGCGUUUUGACGUCCUCUGUGUCGUUAAGGAUGAAUUUGAUCCGAUUCAGGAUCAGCAUUUGGCACGAUUUGUCGUCCAAUCGCACAUUAAGCAUCAUCCCGCCAUGGAGGAUGGAUUGCAGGAGAGUCAGCAGGCACAGAAUGUGACAAAUGCCGAGGAGAUCCCACAGGAAUUGCUGAAGAAAUAUCUCGUCUAUGCCAAGGAGAAUGUUCAUCCCAAGCUCACGAAUAUGGAUCAAGAUAAAAUUGCCAAGAUGUACUCACAGCUGCGUCAGGAAUCUCUGGCCACGGGAAGCCUUCCCAUCACGGUGAGGCACAUUGAGAGUGUAAUACGAAUGUCAGAGGCACACGCAAGGAUGCAUUUGAGGGAUUCUGUGCAGGAAAUUGACGUUAAUAUGGCCAUCCGAAUGAUGCUGGAGGGCUUCAUUGAGGCACAAAAGUUCAGCGUGAUGAAGAAGAUGCGCUCCACGUUCCAGAAGUACUUGUCAUUCCAGAAGGACAAUGCUGAGUUGCUCUUCUUCAUCCUGCGUCAACUCUCCCUGGACCAGUUGAUGUAUGUGCGCUGCAAGGAGGGCCCCACAGCCACUCACAUUGAAAUUAUGGAACGCGAUCUCAUCGAGAGAGCUAAACAGAUCAACGUGCACACCGUAAAGGCAUUCUACGACAGUCCCCUCUUCACCAAUAAUGGAUACACCUACGAUCCAAGACGCAAAAUUAUUGUCCAGGUGGUCCCAGAAGCUGCAGUGGCUCAGUGAAAAAUCCCUUUCAAUGUCACAUAAUUUUCUUUUUUUUAUAAUUGUUUGAAUUAAAAUUACAUACAAUUGAUUUCUUACGUCUA